AUGGAGUUUGACUAUGCUUACGUCCAUCUCAAGUUCACUAUACCGCCCGCCAUUCUCCUGUCACUUUUAUACCGGCCCUUUUCGACACCGCUUGACUACUACCGUGUUGCAUCGUUGACAUGUAUCGCUGUGGUGUCAACACUACCAUGGGACUCCUACUUGAUUCGAGAUCACGUAUGGACUUACCCACCCGAAGCUAUCAUGGGACCAAAGCUUUUCAGAGUUCCGAUUGAAGAAGUCUUUUUCUUCGUUGUUCAGACUUACAACACCAGCGUCUUGUAUCUCAUCCUCAACAAAGCUACCACGCAUGCUGCGUACCUGCAUUCAAAGGCGCACUUGGAGAAUCGAUUUCACUCGCGCAAGCGCUAUGUUGCAUGGCUGUUAUGCGCCGCUAUCGUGCUCGCGGGAUACAUGGUCUGGAAAGGCGGCCGAGUCACGUAUCUCGGUCUGAUCAUGAGCUGGGCAGGUCCCUUUAUGCUGCUGCUUUGGGCUCUGUCUGGUCGUUUUGCUCAGCGCCUGCCGUUAAAGAAUAUAGCACUACCUAUUCUUAUACCGACUGUGUAUCUAUGGAUGGUCGACACCAUUGCUCUUCGGCGAGGAACCUGGGUGAUUCAACAGGAUACAAAGACGAGCUUUCAUCUCUGGCCGAACCUGGAAAUCGAGGAGGCUCUAUUUUUCCUCGUGACCAACACCAUGAUUGUUUUCGGAAUGAUCGCCUUUGACAAUGCUUUGGCCGUGUUUUACGCAUUUCCGGCCACGUUUCCAACGGUCACGGUUCUGCCACCGCCGACGACACUUGCAAGAGCGCUUCUCCUAGAUUCUGCCUCACAGGACCUGGGUCGCGUCACUGCGAUACAAGAAGCCAUGGCUCGGCUGGAGAAAAAGAGCCGCAGUUUCCACUUUGCGAGUGCUUUUUUCAACGGACGACUUCGCAUCGACCUGACGCUGCUCUAUUCAUUCUGCCGUGCUGCCGACGAUCUCAUAGACAACGCGGCGACCCCAGAAGAAGCGCGCCGCAAUGUCCUGUUGCUGCGCAAGUAUCUCGAUUUGCGUUAUGAACCGCGGUCAGAGCAUACCGAGUGUCGCAGAGAGCUCGAGUCGCUCAUCGAAAGCUCCUUUCCACCCAAGACACAUUCAGCGCUGCUCUACUUGCCGACUGACCAUCUACCUGGUGCGCCGCUGUACCGUAUGAUUGAUGGCUUCGAAACCGAUUUGAAGUUUUCUGCGCAAGGAGAAAAGAGUGCAAAGCUCGCAGCGCAGUGGCCUAUUGCAGAUGAGGCUGACCUCGAGAUGUACGCAUCUCGCGUGGCAGGGACCGUCGCAGAACUGUGCAUCAGUCUAUUAUUGCAUCAUACUGCCCACAAAGUGACGCCAGAACUAUGGAAACACCUAGUCUCAUCUGGUAAUUGCAUGGGAAUGGCUCUGCAAUACGUAAACAUUGCUCGCGAUAUCGCCGUAGACGCGCGCAUGGGUCGUGUGUACUUGCCAACUGAGUGGCUCAAAGCGUCCAAGCUCACACAUGGGGAUGUUCUCAGCAGACCCGGCGAUGCCAGCGUCUUGCAUCUACGUGCCAAGUUACUAAAGCGGGCGAAUCGCAUGUAUGAGGACUGCAGGUUUGCCAUUGAGCAGCUGCCUGAAGAGUCACGCGCAGCCAUGCGCGUCGCGGUGGAGAGCUACAUGGAGAUAGGGCGAGCUUUGAAAAGCGGUGAUUACGAAUUAAAGGCGGGCAGAGCCAGCUUACCUGCACGGCGGCGUUUCUUGGUGGCGUGGAAAGCUAUGUAUAGGUAG
Beauveria bassiana ARSEF 2860 is the source of this 1788-nucleotide messenger RNA. Its product is annotated as phytoene synthase/lycopene cyclase. Gene Ontology annotation, biological process: biosynthetic process. The transcript is spliced from 2 exons. The coding region runs from base 1 to 1788 and encodes 595 amino acids. Gene Ontology annotation, molecular function: intramolecular lyase activity; geranylgeranyl diphosphate synthase activity. The record is from RefSeq and is a predicted model, not a curated record. NCBI's taxonomy places the organism in Eukaryota, Fungi, Ascomycota, Sordariomycetes, Hypocreales, Cordycipitaceae.